Hylaeus volcanicus is the source of this 5575-nucleotide messenger RNA. It is a transcript of the gene kon, whose product is annotated as chondroitin sulfate proteoglycan 4. The record is from RefSeq and is a predicted model, not a curated record. NCBI's taxonomy places the organism in Eukaryota, Metazoa, Arthropoda, Insecta, Hymenoptera, Colletidae. The transcript is spliced from 7 exons. The coding region runs from base 98 to 5572 and encodes 1824 amino acids.
ACAUCGUUCUCCGUCAUGGCAAAUCGUCUGAUUAUUGCGAUCAAAUUUCUGACAGAUUCAAUACGUGCACGACGGCAGCGAAACCACAGAGGACAGUAUGAUCCUGGAAGUGACACUGGUGCCAGGAACCGGUUACACGUUGCCUGGCUACCUUCAAGGACGACUAAGGUUUCCGCUUCACGUCAACGUGACGCCCGUUAAUGAUCCGCCAUUGCUCGACAUAUCGACCGCGAAAGUGCUGCGUCUGGCUCAAGGCACGAGGAAAAUUUUGACGAAAGAGUUGAUAUGGGCUAUCGACGCCGACACGCCAUCGGACAUGUUGGUUUACACGGUCUUGCAUACCGGACGGUCUUACGAUGCAGACGCCGGCUACGUCGAGAGGGUGACUUACCCGUCGCGGCCCAUCGACACGUUUACCCAGGCGGAAUUAAUGCAAGGAUUAAUUGCCUACGUGCACCGUGGAAACGCGAAGCCGAACGCGAAACUGGACCUCCAGGUCAGCGACGGGAUAGAAAGGAGCAAGCCGGCGAGCUUGAGGGUGGCGGCCCAUCCCUUGGAGAUCAAGCUAAUGCACAACACGGGUCUGGUCGUAGUGCACCGAUCCUUCUCGUAUCUGACGCCUGCGAACCUAUCCUUCGCCACCAACUCCGACGACAACACUAUCGACAUAUGUUACGACGUCGUCUCGCCGCCCCAAUACGGCGCUAUUCAGAAGCUGAAGGACGUCUCCGGCAGCUGGACGAACGUGGAUCGUUUCACGAGCAAGGACGUAGAGCUGAACACCGUUCGCUACCUCCACAACGAGGGUAGCCCCAAUCAGGACGAGUUCAAAUUUCAAGUAAGCGUCAGGGAAGUCAGGGCAUCGCACACCUACGACUUUCGUGUCACCUUCAUCGAUCUCGAGCUGAAGCAAACCAAGAAGGUGCCCGUUAAUUUCACCAACGUCGCCGAGGUGGCAGUCACCGGACAAAACCUCAGAUACCAAACGAACCCGCUGGUGACCGCGUUCAACAAGAUCGUCUUCACCGUGAAGACGGGGCCACGGUACGGUAACCUGUUCCUGUCGAGUCAGAAACUGAACGUCGGGGACCAGUUCACUCAGGAAGACGUCGACUCCGGCAGGCUCAAGUAUCGUCUGUUCAAAAGGGCCUAUUCAACGAUCGUCGACGAGUUCGGUUUCAAAGUGAGCGCGCCGCAGUGCGUCGAUUUGCACACAAGCCUAAGGCUCAGGCACUACCUCAGCAAGAACGUGAAGCCAUUGGACAGUUUGGAGGUGCUCCAAGUGGACGAAGGCUCGAGGGAACUGGUGAGAAUUCAAAAGACGAAUCUAAAGGACUACGGGGUCGCUUCGUUGAUGUACAAUCUGACGAUGGAGCCUCGCCACGGCUGGUUGACCGUCACGAACAACUCAAAGGCUCACACGCGAAACGACACCCUCUACUUUUCGUCCGAGGAGCUGGCCUCGCACAGGGUCUACUACGUUCACGACGACUCGGAGACGCGGAAGGAUUCGUUCCAGUUCGUGGCCGUGGCCGUGGACGCUGUAGACUUCAUGUACGUCGGUAUAUUUCGCGUCGAGGUGACGAUGAAGAACGACAACGCGCCGGAACGCGUGGUGAAUAGGGUGUUCCACGUUGUAUCGAGAGGCGAGAGGUUGCUCACCAGCAAGGACCUGGCGUACAUGGACAAGGACGUCGACACCAAGCCCAGCGAGCUGAUCUACACGAGACGGGACACUCAGAGGUACGAGAUCUACAGGUUGUCCAAUCCCUCGGUGCAGAUCCACGAGUUCAGUCAGCAGGACAUCGAUGACGGACAGAUACUGUUCAAGCACCAGGGCGAGGAUCACGGCAAGUUCGAGUUCGGCGUCACCGAUGGACACUUUUACACGGCUGGCGUCCUAGAGGUUCAGGCCAGUUCGCCUUACGUGAGGCUGAAGGAGAGCAAUGGGUCCGUGGUGCAGUUCAAUCGAUCGGUGACCCUCGGCCCGGACGAGCUGGACAUAGAAACGAACGUGUACACGUCUGAGAAGAACAUCAAGUACGUGGUGCUGGAGAAACCGAAACACGGGAUACUACUUAAACACGGCAACGAAGCGAACACCUUCACCGAGGAGGACCUGCGACACGGUAUAAUGGCGUACAAACACCUGGGUGGGUCGUUGGUGAAGGACGACUUCAAGUUCAAGGUGUCGACGAAAGGCGCCGAAACGGACGGCGUCUUUCCGAUCAAGAUCUACCCUGAAAGCUACUGGCAACCACUGAUCGUUCAGAAUAAUAAGACGGUGUUCGUAGAAGAGGCGACGAGCGUCCUGUUGAACAGAAAGAGCUUCGAAAUCAUGCAUCCCAAGAUACCAGACUCCGAAAUAGUUUACUUCCUGAAGGAGUGGCCGCAGAACGGGUACUUGGAGCUGCAGACUCACGACGAGCACAGCGACGAAACUCGAGAGGACUACAUUGGUAACGCAGUCAAGUCGUUCGACCAGAAGAUGGUGAACGAGGGGAGAGUUUUCUACGUGCAGUCGGUGAUAAACCAGACCAACGACAAGUUCGUCGUCGACGCGACGAACGGGAUAACGUGGCUGCGCGACCUGAGCGUGAACUUCGUGAUCGUCCCAGAGAAGCUGUACGUCGAGGCGAAAGGUCUCGUCGUGGUCGAAGGGAAGAGUGCCACGCUACACGAGAAGAACUUCUCGAUCCUCACUCCCUACUACUCUGGCAAGGUGACGGACUAUCGGAUCACCGAGAAACCGAGGCACGGUACCGUUCUAGAUGCAACGAAGAACGCUCCAGUGAAGAAGUUCUCGCAGAAACACCUAACCGCGAACAUAAUAUCGUACAAGCAUAACGGCGACGAGACCUCCAAAGACUCGUUCAAGAUGGUCCUUGUCGCGGGGGACAAAGCCAGCGAGCCCUUCGACGUUUGGGUGACGGUGGAACCCGUUAACGACGAGCUGUCUGUGCUGGUCAACAGGACAAAAUUAACGGUCUGGCAGGGUGGUUCGAUCGUCUUGACCCCAGAUAGUCUGGCAGCCGUUGAUAACGACACGACAGCGCGGGAGUUGACGUUCAACGUCACCGGAGUUAGAAACGGAUUUAUAUCAACCACGUCCUCUCCGGAGGUGGACGUUUACAAUUUCACCCAGGAACAGAUUGACCAGUCGAAGAUCAUUUUCACACACACGAAUGGAUCCGAUGCUGAGUUCAAUUUCGUUCUAAACGACGGGGUGCAUACGUCCGAGCCUUACACGAUAUCGGUAGCCACCAAGCCGAUUCGAUUGUCCAUCGAACACAACGCCGCGUUGAACGUCUUCCCGCUAACUAGAAAACUGAUAUCGGAUAAGUUGUUGAUGACCAAGUGCUCGGACCAAGCGCGAGAAAUUAAGUACACGGUGCGCAACGGGCCGCAUCUAGGAAAAAUAAUCAUGGAGACGAGCGAGGGCGCGUGGCUGAAUGUCGACCGAUUCUCCCAACGAGAUAUCAACGGGAGCAAAGUAUUCUACGAGCACACUAAACAGUUCAUGGACUUGGCCGCCAACGAUUCGUUCACGUUCGACGUGGAAGCGCACUUCGCGGAAUCCUUGACCAACCAGGUGUUUCAGAUAGACAUCUCCGUGUCCAGUGGCGGUCUCGACAGGUACAUCUCCGCGAAGAACGUGAGAGUCGAGGAAGGAGGCUCCGCUCAAGUGAUCAUGAACAUCAGUGGAAUCGUGUCGUUCCUCCAAACCCACGCUGGCAUCGAGAACCCGGCCGUGCUCUCGAGACUGGUCAGCCAACCCAGUCACGGUCACGUAAUGAUCGUUCCAGACUUGAACGUGACCACGUUCUCUCAGCCUCAGAUCGAGGGUGGAAAGAUCGCGUAUUACCACGAUCACUCGGAUACUUUGGAAGAUCGUAUCUACUUCUCCCUUUACCUGACGCCUGGUCAUAUCCUCCUGUGCAACACCAGCGUGUCGGUGAUCGUCGAGCCUGUAAACGACGAGCCAUUCAAGCUGACCACGAAGGAUCCGUCCAUCACGGUGGUGCAGAAUCAGAAUCAAACGAUAGCGAGGGAAAAUCUGUUGACGAACGACCCUGACACUCCACCGGAAGAGAUAGUGUACGACGUGAUAUCGGGGCCUACUUACGGCCGUCUGUUACUGCUGCCCUUCAACGAGAACAUCUCGGAGGUGCGUCAAGUGAACAAGUUCACUCAGCACGACGUCGACUCGAACCGACUGGUGUACGAGCACAACGGACCCCUUCAGACAGCCUCGUUCUACUUCCGCGUAUGGGACGGUCGUUUCAACCCGACGUACAAGGUCUUCAACGUCUACGUUUUACCGAUCAGGUUGAACGUCACCGUUCCCGGGCCGGUGAACUUGCAGCAAGGCUCGAACGUCGCACUGAUAUCCGAGAGCACCGUGAAUCUCGACACGAACGCCAGACAGGACCUGGUAGUCUACGAAAUCACUAGCAAGCCAAAGUACGGUGUGCUGUACGUGAGGGACGGGGCGUCCGCCAGUUUCAAGCAGACCGACCUGUUGUCCAAGAGCGUGAUGUUCAUGCAAACGGACAUGACCGUGUCGAACGACAGCCUCGAGCUCACCGCCCGGUUGAGCGGGUUCGAGCAAAAGCACAUAAGAAUCGAGAUCAGAGUGGUGCCGCUGAUGAUCAUGAACCCCAUGAUCGCUUUAGCCGGGGAGAAGACUCGAAUAACUCUGAAGCACAUGGACGCCACACCGCUGGCGAAGCUGACCAACAGCAACCCCGUGUACACCGUCGCCAGGAAACCGAGGUUCGGCAGGGUGAAGAGGAUCAUCAGAAGCUCGUCGUCGUCUGGCGAGAAACGGGGAACCAGGGAGAAGGAGGUGGUCAGGUUCUCCCAUCAGGAAGUGGUUUCAGGUGUGAUCUACAUGGUGUGCAAAAAAAUUUCGACGUUGGAGUACGAAGGCGUCGUCGACAGUUUCGCGUUCGUCCUGGCUGCCUCGAUCUUCCAGCCAGCCGUGGGCGAAUUCGAGUUCCGCGUGAAACUGGACAUGGACGAGAACAACACCACUUUGGGGGGCCCGAUGGACCCCGUGGGUCACGAGGGUGAAAUGGCGAUCGCGCCGAACAUGAGCAACGACUACUUGCCGCUUCUCGGUAUGCUUCUCGGCGUGUUCCUGCUCGGGGUGCUCGUGAUCGUCACCAUCAGGUGCAGGCACAACAGGUACAAGCACGCCGAGGAGGAGAAACCGGAAACCACGCCAGCGGUAGGCGUGAUGCCUCUUCCUAGACCACCUGAUCACUUGAUGCCAGCGACACCUCAUUUGAAACGCUUCGCGAACGAUCACAACAGCGUGGCCGCUAGUACACCGUUGCCCGUGUUACCUACGAUGACGUCGACCCUACCUCAAUGCAAAGUGAUACCUCUGAGCCCUCUGGAAAGCAUCACGGGCUCGGAAGUGGACGUUUCGGCCAGGUAUCCUUACGGCGUCGCGGACGGCGACGAAUGGAGCAGCUUCGACACGUCGGCGGAUCUACCCUGCCAGUCAGCCACCGCCCAGAGGGCCAACAAUCCCAUGCUGAGAAGAAACCAAUACUGGGUCUAGCAG